GCCGAUUCACGUCUUCCCCCACGUUCGGUCGGCUGCUGUCAAUCGUCAGAAACCAACCAUCAUUAGUGAAAAAGCUACGUCAUUGCAAAGCACAAUUCAACGUUCGUCAGCCGUUUUCAGUUACUUACAGUAGUAAAUUCGUGGUUUUGAUCGCAUCCAGUUUUCGGAUAGUAUUUGCUCGAUAGUAAGUCUACCCAGCGGUAUAGCAACAAUGGCCGACGUACAAAACCCAGACGAUUUGGCGACCGCGAUUCUUCGCAAGAAGGACCGCCCAAACAGGCUCAUAGUGGAAGAAGCUGUCAAUGAUGACAACUCCGUAGUGGCCCUAUCUCAGUCCAAAAUGGAUGAGCUCCAGCUGUUUAGGGGUGACACUGUUUUGCUCAAAGGCAAGAGGCGUAAAGAGACCGUCUGUAUAGUGCUCUCGGAUGAUUCGUGUAGCGAUGAAAAGAUCAGAAUGAACAGAAUUGUGAGGAACAACCUGCGAGUCAGAUUGUCAGAUGUGGUCUCCAUCCAACCAUGUCCUGACGUUAAAUAUGGCAAAAGAAUACAUGUGCUUCCUGUGGACGACACCGUGGAGGGGCUCACUGGUAACUUGUUCGAGGUCUACUUGAAACCGUAUUUCCUCGAGGCCUACCGCCCCAUCCACAAGGACGAUGUUUUCAUUGUGCGUGGCGGCAUGCGCGCCGUCGAGUUUAAAGUGGUUGAGACCGACCCCGCCCCCUAUUGCAUAGUCGCUCCCGACACAGUCAUCCACUGCGACGGCGACCCCAUCAAGCGCGAGGAGGAGGAGGAGGCGCUGAACGCCGUCGGGUACGACGACAUCGGCGGAUGCAGAAAGCAGCUCGCGCAGAUCAAGGAGAUGGUCGAGCUGCCGCUCCGCCACCCGUCUCUCUUUAAGGCGAUCGGCGUGAAACCGCCGAGAGGUAUCCUGCUAUACGGGCCACCCGGCACCGGAAAGACUCUCAUAGCGAGGGCCGUCGCUAACGAAACGGGCGCCUUUUUCUUCCUCAUCAACGGGCCGGAGAUAAUGAGCAAACUCGCCGGCGAAUCGGAGAGCAAUCUGCGCAAAGCGUUUGAGGAGGCGGACAAGAACUCGCCCGCGAUUAUAUUCAUCGACGAACUAGACGCCAUCGCGCCCAAAAGGGAGAAAACGCAUGGCGAGGUCGAGAGGAGAAUCGUGUCCCAGCUGCUGACGCUUAUGGACGGUAUGAAAAAGAGCUCGCAUGUCAUCGUGAUGGCCGCGACGAACAGACCGAAUUCGAUCGACCCCGCGUUGCGCCGCUUCGGUCGUUUCGAUCGCGAGAUAGAUAUCGGUAUCCCGGACGCCACUGGACGUCUUGAGAUACUCCGUAUCCAUACGAAGAAUAUGAAACUGGCCGAUGACGUGGACCUGGAGCAGAUAGCGGCUGAAACUCACGGCCACGUUGGUGCCGACUUGGCCUCGCUCUGUUCGGAGGCCGCUCUGCAGCAGAUUCGUGAAAAGAUGGAUCUUAUCGAUCUGGAAGACGACCAGAUCGACGCUGAGGUGCUGAACAGCCUCGCGGUCACCAUGGAGAACUUCCGCUACGCGAUGACCAAGAGCAGUCCGAGCGCUCUGCGCGAAACCGUCGUCGAGGUGCCGAACGUCACUUGGGAAGACAUCGGCGGCCUGCAGAAUGUCAAAAAGGAGCUGCAGGAGUUGGUGCAGUACCCGGUCGAGCAUCCUGACAAGUUCCUCAAGUUUGGAAUGCAGCCGUCCAGGGGCGUGCUGUUUUAUGGUCCGCCAGGUUGCGGCAAGACUCUGUUGGCGAAGGCGAUCGCGAACGAGUGCCAGGCGAAUUUCAUAUCCGUCAAAGGACCGGAACUGCUAACCAUGUGGUUUGGCGAAUCCGAGGCGAAUGUUCGAGACAUAUUCGAUAAGGCUCGCUCGGCCGCUCCGUGCGUUCUCUUCUUCGACGAGCUCGAUUCGAUCGCGAAAUCGAGGGGAGGCAACGUGGGGGACGCGGGCGGAGCCGCUGACCGUGUCAUCAAUCAGAUCUUGACCGAGAUGGACGGCAUGGGCGCGAAGAAAAACGUGUUCAUUAUCGGGGCAACAAACCGUCCGGACAUCAUCGAUCCCGCUAUUUUGCGUCCCGGGCGCCUCGACCAACUGAUUUAUAUCCCGUUGCCCGACGAGAAGUCGCGCGAGCAGAUCUUCAGGGCUAAUCUGCGCAAGUCCCCCGUCGCCAAGGACGUCGAGCUCACUUACAUCGCGAAGGUCACGCACGGUUUCUCCGGCGCGGACCUCACCGAGAUAUGCCAGAGGGCGUGCAAGCUCGCCAUCAGGCAGUCGAUCGAGGCGGAGAUCAGACGCGAGAGGGAGCGCGCUGCGAAUCCGAACGCUGCCAUGGACCUCGACGAGGACGACCCAGUGCCCGAGAUAACACGCGCCCACUUCGAGGAGGCGAUGCGUUUCGCCCGUAGGUCGGUCUCGGACAACGACAUCCGCAAAUACGAGAUGUUCGCGCAGACGCUGCAGCAGUCGCGCGGUUUCGGCACCAACUUCCGGUUUCCAUCGGCGGCUGGGGGAGCGGGGGCCCCUGCCGGCGGUCAACCGCAGCCAGCCGCGGGCGCUGCUCCCGGCGACCAGGCCAUAUUCGACGACGGUGCCGACGACGACUUGUACAGUUAAAAGGGGCGGGGGCCCUGAUGAGUUGUCUUGGCGAGUAAGCGGGGCGAGAUGUUUUAUACACACACACACGCGCGCGCGCAUAUUAUAUAUUUAUUUCAAUCGUGGCCGGAUUGAAUUUAGUCGUUAAAGGAAUUAUUUCUUACUUUUCAUUUUGAUUAGUUUUUGGAUUACAAUAAAAAAAUGUCUGUAAGUU
Messenger RNA from Cylas formicarius (sweet potato weevil), 2843 nucleotides. It is a transcript of the gene TER94, whose product is annotated as transitional endoplasmic reticulum ATPase TER94. Gene Ontology annotation, molecular function: ATP binding; polyubiquitin modification-dependent protein binding; ATP hydrolysis activity. The transcript is spliced from 9 exons. The record is from RefSeq and is a predicted model, not a curated record. Gene Ontology annotation, biological process: retrograde protein transport, ER to cytosol; mitotic spindle disassembly; autophagosome maturation. Gene Ontology annotation, cellular component: nucleus; cytosol; VCP-NPL4-UFD1 AAA ATPase complex. Lineage: Eukaryota; Metazoa; Arthropoda; Insecta; Coleoptera; Brentidae. The coding region runs from base 212 to 2650 and encodes 812 amino acids.